ACGACAUCGAGUGCUGAGGGAGCUUUUGAUGCGCAAGGCGCCUAGAUUUACUAAUUAGUUGCUUACAAUUAUAUAAAAUGAUUAAAUAAUGUUUUAUCAAGUUCAAUUUGCAGUAAUUAAAAGGCCCCACAUUUCUACGUAAAUUCAACCAAGCGCAGCUACAGCAAUUUAUUGUUGUUGUCGUUGUUCAGCUGUGUGUGAGAUGCAAAUGUGUAAUAUGUUUUUGUUUCUGUUGCGACGCCAAAUUGCAUUUGCGGCCGAUACGCCGCUCGAUCCUUAAAUUGCCGCAUCGGAUACAUCGGCCACAGCCCCACAGUUAACAGUCAAAAGUACUUUCUCACUGAUUUUCUUCAAGUCUUAACAAAACGACCAAUUCCCGAUAGAGACGCGUCCGCUCCGUGCGUUUACCAAUAAUGCAAAUUCAAUGUAUGCCAAUAUUGAAAGUAAUUUUCGUGCUCUCAACAAUUGUCGCAGUCACAGAUUGUUGCGCGAGCCGGAUUUUACUGUUGCGCCAGCAAACGCUGCAGAUUGAGGAGCAUGUAGUCCAGCUGGUCAGCCGAAUGGAGCUACAGCAGGCACUCAAUCUCGAUGGACAGCUCUCUGAACCGGAUACAUUUGGCAACACGGCACAAAUGCCGCAAGAGUCGCUGGAUCUGGCCAUCCACGGCGAAUUGGCAUCAAUUGCGACAACGGAGCAAGACACCAGCACAGAGCCCUGGUCCAGUGAAGUAGAAACGACGACUACGACAAAUUCAACCACAACAAGAACAACAGCAACAACAACAAGAACAAUUGCAAAAUCGACUAUCAAAACGGCAACUGGGGAACCGCCGCCCAAUGACAGCACAGUGCAACUGGCAAGAGAUGCCGCCAUUUCUGAACUUAACGAAGCUCUAAUGACGACGACGGCGACGCUUACGCCGACGACACCGAUAACAACAAAUGGCACUGGUAACCGAACGUUAUCGAAAGAGUUUAACUUUAGGAUUCCCUGCAGCGAAGAAUAUUUAAAGUAUUUCUGCCUGAAUGGCGGCAACUGCUUUCGCUGGGAAAGUUCCAGCGGCUUUAGUUACUGCGAAUGCGCCAAUGGCUAUGGGGGCGAACGGUGCGAUUCAAAGACUGAAAGCGGAGUUUAUGUACCGUUUCGGCCCAGAAAACGGCUGCUAAAGACGGCGCAUGUUGUCUUCUCCUUCCCCAUGCUCAUUCUGCUCUCGACUGUCUACGUUCUGUUCGGCGCCGUGUAUAUGCUGCGCAAUGUCUCUGCGCAGCGGCGCAAGCAACAACAGUUGCACUUGCACAAGCAGCGCUUUUUUGUUAGCUGUUAAAAACAAAUAUCGGGAUCGAGAACGGAAUCGGAAUCGGGGUUGCCAGAUUGCUUUUCCCUCUAUCUUUCAUUUUUCAAUUUGGUUGAAAUAACCAAUUAACGUUAUUAUUGAUUUUUUUUUUUUGAUUUGGAAACGUAUUUUUGUUUCAUGAUUUGUUAUAAAUGCCAAUUGAAGCAUUUUUCUAAGAUUCUUUCUUAACGUUGCGCAACGCUUUAAUUUAUUUAAUUACAUAUAAUUUGUUUAGUAAAUUCUUUGUAUUUAGUUGCAAAAUAAGAGCGCUCUUUGCUUUAGAAGCUUCGUUUUAAGCUUAGUAGAUUUGUUUUGUAGUAACAUUUUGUUACGCUAUUUAGUAUGUAUUUAAUAUUUAAACUUUAGCGUGUAUCACUGUUAUUAUUAUUUUUGUAACACUUU
Molecule: messenger RNA, 1736 nt
Organism: Drosophila novamexicana
Lineage: Eukaryota; Metazoa; Arthropoda; Insecta; Diptera; Drosophilidae
Product: protein gurken
Exons: 4
Coding region: 414-1325 (303 amino acids)
Biological process (GO): epidermal growth factor receptor signaling pathway
Molecular function (GO): epidermal growth factor receptor binding; receptor ligand activity
Source: RefSeq, a predicted model, not a curated record